Episyrphus balteatus (marmalade hoverfly) is the source of this 552-nucleotide messenger RNA. RefSeq names its product acanthoscurrin-1-like. The transcript has 3 exons. The coding region runs from base 50 to 496 and encodes 148 amino acids. Lineage: Eukaryota; Metazoa; Arthropoda; Insecta; Diptera; Syrphidae. The record is from RefSeq and is a predicted model, not a curated record.
GUAAAAAACAUCAGAAAGUAUCCAACAGAACUAUCUUAAAACCUGAAAAAUGAAGCUUAUCAUUUCAACUGCUGCUUUCUUUGCAAUCUUUUGCUGUUUUUCGCAAAUAGGAUUCACUUCUGCUAAACCUACAUAUGGGGGCACGGGUGGGCUUUUAGGAGGCGUUCCACUAGUAGGUGGACUUCUUGGUGGAGGUGGAGGUGGACUUCCAGUAGUAGGUGGACUUCUUGGUGGAGGUGGAGGUGGACUUCCAGUAGUAGGUGGUCUUCUAGGUGGAGGUGGAGGUGGACUUCCAGUAGUAGGUGGUCUUCUAGGUGGAGGUGGAGGUGGACUAGGUGGUCUUCUUGGUGGACUUCCAGGGGCAGAUCUUCUGGGAUCAUCAGGAACUACUCAAUCAAAUACCGACAAUAUUGCCAUUGAAGGUGUUGGAAACUCAUAUUCAUCAUUAGUUGAUGCUAAAGGAAAUGCAAACGUAUUAUCAAACGGUUUAUUGUAGAUAUUUUCAAUACAAACAUGUUAAUAACAAAAUACAAACUAUUUUGAAAUAAAGAA